This is a messenger RNA of Tremella mesenterica DSM 1558, 2343 nucleotides long. RefSeq lists its product as uncharacterized. The transcript is spliced from 7 exons. Gene Ontology annotation, cellular component: nucleus. Gene Ontology annotation, molecular function: RNA binding. Gene Ontology annotation, biological process: rRNA processing. The record is from RefSeq and is a predicted model, not a curated record. Lineage: Eukaryota; Fungi; Basidiomycota; Tremellomycetes; Tremellales; Tremellaceae. The coding region runs from base 1 to 2343 and encodes 780 amino acids.
AUGCCAACGGAUCCACGAUUCGCUCGCCUGCAGACGGAUCCUAGGUUCCGUCGACCGAAGCAGAAGAAUUUGAAAGUGGUGAUUGAUGAAAGGUUUCGUGAGGUGCUCGAAUCGGAUGAGUUUGGACAAGGAGGGAAAGGUGUCGAUAAACGAGGAAAGAAAUUAGGCAAAGAUCAUCAACGUCAAAACCUUAAGAGAUUCUAUCGAUUAGCUUCUCCGGAAACUCAGCCGAAAGUGGAUUACGCACGUGGAGAAGCUGCCCUCCCUUCUUCCGGAUCUGAAGACGAGGGGGACGAGGACGAGGACGAGGAAGAAUCACAAUCAGAGUCGGAAGAAGAAGAAAUCGAAAUUGGGGCGAAACGUAAGAGACGGUAUGGAUUGGGAUUAGAUGAAGCGUUAGGUUUAUACAAUGAAAGUGAGAGUGAGGAGAGUUAUUUGGAUGUGGAUCUUUCAGAAGAUGACAUUCUACCUGUUUCGAAGAAAGAACGGAAAGGGGAAAGUAGCAGUGGUAGAAGGGAAGGAGAUGAGGAUGAUAAAGAAGUAGUUGAGAUGAUAGAACCGACCGAAAGGAUAGCGGCGGUGAAUCUUGAUUGGGACAAUCUCAGAGCUACGGAUUUAUUCGCGAUUUUCAAUUCUUUUUUGAAGUCUGGGGAUGCAGGUAGGACACUAGGAAGGUUGGUCAAUGUCAAAAUAUAUCCAAGUGAGUUUGGGAAAGAGAGGAUGGCUAAGGAGGAUGAACAAGGUCCAGCUGGGGGGAUUUUUCUGAAUAAGGAGAGACGACGAGCUCGAGGUUCGGUCAGUGAGGGAAGCGAGAAUGACGAGGACGAAGAGAUUGAUGGACAAGAAGAUGGAGAAAGUGAAGAUGAGGAUGAAAUGGACCUAGGAAGCGACGAGGACGAGGAAGCGGAGGAAGAGAAUGAUCUUAGUGAUAAGUCUAAUCUGGGCCUCGAACAGGAUAUGAACGAAGACAUGGAUCAACUCAGACAAUAUCAAUUGGAAAGAUUACGAUAUUAUUACGCCAUAGCGACUUUCUCCACUGUAGAAGCCGCCAAACAUGUCAUGGAGGAAUGUAAUGGUACGGAAUUUGAACGGACUGCCAAUGUCCUCGAUCUGAGUUAUGUGCCGAAUGGUAUGGAAUUUGACGAUGAACCGAAGGACGAAGCUACAAAAGAACCGAAAGCUUAUAAAGGGAAUGAUUUUGUUACUGAUGCCCUGCGACAUUCCAAAGUCAAACUCACAUGGGAUCAAGACGAUCCUAAUCGAAACAAGAUCACCCGACGUGCACUUACACGCGAAGAGAUAGAAGAACAAGAUUUCAAAGAUUACCUUGCCUCUUCUUCCGGUGAAUCCGACUCUGAUGAUGAUCAAGCAAUCAUUGCCGCUCCUCUUCCCACUUCCAGCACAAAAAGAACGCACUCAUCCAUACCUUUGUCCAAAGUCGAAGCUUCGUCGAGUAAAGCAGAAGGGAGUAAAUCGAAGAAGAGGAAAAUUAAAGAACGUACUGCCAAACUACGUUCACUCCUCUUAGCGCCCAACGAAGACGAUGGGGAUUUAUGGGGUAAAGCUGGUCGAUCUAAUACCGUAUCCAUACCUAUACCAGAAAAAGAAGGACAAGUGGAGAUUACUUUCCGACCUGGUUUAUCGAAAACUACGACGGAUGAGGAAGAUAUGACCACUUUGGAGAAAUACCAAAUGCGAAUUAAAGAGAAGAAAGCUAAGAAACAAGAAGCUGCAGAACUUCGUAGAGCCGAAAAUGGAGAUCCCAAAGCGGGAGAAGAUGUUCAGGUGGACGAAUUUUUCGGAGAUGAUUCUGAUGAGGAACGACAUAGCAAAUCCAUCAAGCUCAAGAAUGGUAAGUCUGUCUUGGGAAGGGAGAAAGGUAAGAGAAAUGGGGAAUUGGAGGGAAAGAAACAAAGGGAUGAUUCAGUGGUAGAGAUGGAUAUGGAGGUACCGAUGGGUAGAGAAGAUGCACAUUUCUCAAUGAAAGAUGUUAUGAAAGCUGAGAAAAUGGAAGGAAAGAAAAGAAAGAGAAAUAGGAAUAAGAAAAAAGGUAGAGAAGAUGAAAGAGAAGUAGAAUUAGGUCCUGAAGGUUGGAAAAUGGAUGUUAAAGAUGAAAGGUUUAAAGUUUUACAUGAAGAACCUGAAUUCGCUAUUGAUCCUAGUGAUCCUCAUUUCACUUCGACUAAAGCUAUGAAAGCAAUGUUAGAAGAACGUCGUCGAAUUCGUCAAUCUGUCGAAAAUUCCACUUCCGUUUAUCAAUCAGGCAAAAAGGGAGAGAGUGAGGAAAAGGGGUUAAGGGAGUUGGUAAAGAGUGUGAAGAUGAGAAGUAAAUUGAAGAGAUGA